AUGCACUUAAACAUCUGCCUUUCAACCUUAUUCUUUGUCCUUCUGCAAUACCUCAGUGAAUCAUCGCACAUGCAUCGACAGCACGUGAAUACAACUCGGGACGUUAAUACAACAGGUAAGAGUUAAUGGGAAAUCGUUGUGGUCAAGUCCUAUUUUGAUGGCGAUAUCGGAGUUGAAGUAGAUCCCAAGUAAAUAUAAACCAAGAACAAGGUUUGAUAACGUUUUCCGAUAGGCGGUUUUCUUCCUUUUUGUGGAAGAAAUUUUAACUCUACAGUGAGGGACCUGAUCCAGUGGCAAAACACAUGUCAUUUUGCGUCCGGGAAGUAUCAAAAAUGUGGCAAAAUGCCUCCCUCUUUAAGUGAAAAAAUCCGUUUUGAAGGGUACCUCAAAAAAACAGAUUUUUCCCAUAAAAAGAGCGGGCGCGCUUUCGAAAUAGGAGUUUUUUCACUUGGAGAUUGAAGCAUUUUGCCACAUUUUUAAUGCUUCCCGGAUGCCAAAUGAUCCGUAAAUGGCACGUUUUUUACCACUGGAUCGGGCCCGUCACUGUACGAUAGAAAGCGGUCAGAAACUUUCCAGAAUUUGCUAACCCACAAGCUUUGCUUAACAAUGCCGCAUCCAAAAAACAUACCUCUAUUAAAAAGCUCACAUCGAUCUUUUAGAAUGUGCUUCAAGACGUUUGCUGGGCUCGUUAUUUGAAUCAUACGACAAAAGAAUUCGACCGUAUGCCGAUCGCCGGGUUGCCGUUAGAGUCCACAUGACCAUCGUACUUGGAAUUUUAAUCGAAAUGGUACGAAAACCAAACCCUUCAUAAAUCCAGUGAAAUUUUUAGAGAGAAAACGAACAAGUAGCGGCGUAUGUGAUUUCACAUAUUCAAGUAAGUGGCGGCGUCAUGUCAACUAUUACGUUGGUGUUUUAGAGAUGGCACGAUCCGAAACUCGCAUGGAAUCCGUCGGAAUACAACGGGACGAAAGAGCUGAUUAUCCCACAAUCCAUGGUGUGGCUGCCGAAAAUGUUCGUAUAUAACAGGUAAAUGGUUCAAAAAUACCCUGCUGUAGGAUGUCAGUUUUGCACAGAAGCAAAAUACAAAUGGGAAAAUUGAAAAUUUCCGUACUAGGCGUGCCAAAAAGUCUGGAUAUGUCUCUACAGCACACUUAUGCUGACAAGGGAAGUACCCCAAGUGCGACAUUCAGAUUUUCUCUAAAUUUUGCACACAUGUCGGUCAUGAACUAAGUAUCAAUUCCUGAAAGUUUUAGCUUGCGCUUUGCAAGCACCACCGAUAUAUUGAAUAUUGAUUUUUUGUGGAAACAUUACUCUCUAUGGUAUAAAUAGGCACGAAAAUUUUCGUGCCGAAAUUCGGCAAAAAGUGUCAAAUCUUCGCAAACUUUCGAUCUAAAAAUCUCGGUUGUUUCUAAAAAGCGCAAGCUAUAAUUCUCGCAUAUAUAAUAUUUUAGAAACAAUUAUUCUAAAUUUGUGCCAAGUUUCAUCAAAAUAUGAGCGCCGCACUUGGGGUACUUCCCCUGUGAGCGAUUGAAACUGCGGUUUUCUGACGUUUCUUCCGCGUCAGGAUUUUUUUUUUUGGCACACCUAGAACUUACGCAAAAUUUAGGUAAAGUUUAAACAUCCAAAUCCCAAAAAUUCCCUUGUAAAUUCUUUCAACACAACUUCAAGAUAUUUGACUCUUGUCGCAUAAAAAAGAUCUCGUUUAGUAUGGACACUAAGGACAUGCUCACCGACGACAAGUAUGAUGUCCGAGUCCAAGCGGAUGGAAGAGUCAAAAUCAAUAUUCCUCAAUAUGUCACCUGCAUUUGCCGCUUAUAUAUUGAACAGUUUCCAUUUGACACUCAAUAUUGCGCCGUUGCAUUGGCAUCACCGCUGCUGACGACCGCGGAAAUGGACGUGUUUUCUCAUCCGCCGCCAAAGGACUCGUAUUUCUCUGUAAGCUUUUUAAUAUGUGAUUCUUACACUGGAUUGCCUUUACAAAGAUGGUAAUGCAAUUUGCGAUACGAUUUUAAUUUUUAGGGCAAUGCGGAAUGGCAUUUGACAAACGUCUCAGUUCGGCACAUGAGCUUCCUAGAAGAAGGAGAAUACCGCGCCGAGGUAAGUGUUUCGUCCGGUGAAAGAUGUCUUCAUAUUGAAAUUUCAGGUCCACUACAUCUUUCAGCUUCGUCGCCGCCCCGUCUUCUACAUCACUGUCAUUGUAGUCCCGAUUUUUCUCAUAUCAGCGUUGAGUAUUUUGGGAAUUUUUACCCCAAGUGUCGAUAAUGGACCUAGAAAUGAGAAGGUAUGAUGGUUGGAUACAAAUACAGUGCCGGACCUGAUCCAGUGGCAAAAAACGUAUCAUUUUGCAUCCGGGAAGUAUCAAAAAUGUAGCAAAAUACCUCCCUGUUCAAGUGAAAAAAUCAGAUUUCAAAAGCCCGUGCGUUGUUUUUGUGAGAGGAAUGGCGCGCCCUACGAAACGGUGUUUUUUGUUAGUUGGAGAGGAGGCAUUUUGCUACAUUUUUUCAUACUUCCGGGAUGCAAAAUGAUACGUUUUUUGCCACCGGAUCAGGCCCCCUACUGAAGAGAAUAUGGCACGUCAAACUGAGAAGUCUGGUGAUCGGAAGAGACUCCGCUACCACAUUUUGUCUUGAUUUCACAGAGAAGACAGAGAAAAGAAGCGCUAAACGUAGUCUCUCGUGCAAAAAAUUCCCCAUUUAUUCCCUGAAAAAAGAUUUUUCACGCCUUUUUUUGGCAAAUCCAUUCAUCGGACCAUCUCAGCUUGUAGUGGGGGACCUGAUCAACUGGCAAAAAACGUACUAUUCUGCAUUCGGGAAGCAUCAAAAAUGUGACAAAAUUCUUCCUCUCCAAGAGAAAAAACUUCGUUUUGAAGGGCGCGCCCUUUCCCUCACGAAAAGAGCGGGCGCGCGUUUGAAAUCGGAGUUUUUUCACUUGGAGAAGGAGGUAUUUUGCGACAUUUUUGAUACUUCCCGGAUGCAAAAUGGUACGUUUUUUGCCACCGGGUCAGGCCACUUACUGUAGAGCAAAUGGCCAUUUGCAUCAUUGCCCAGGUUCCCAUCUUAACCGAUCUUUCUUGGCAAAGCAUGAAAGAAACGAUUUCCAGACCCGCUCCCUAAUCUUCCCUCUGAUUUCAGGUCUCCCUUGGCCUGGGCUCCCUCCUUUCGAUGACCGUCAUCCUCGGGAUCCUGGCCAGCGCGAUGCCGAAGAGCAACUCGAUCCCCCUCCUUGGCUACUACAUCCUGGUCGUCAUCAUCCUGUGCGCGUUGGCCGUGGGCCUCUCAAUGUGCCUUCUGACAAUGAGCCGAAAACUGGUGGAGCGCUCUCGAGUACCCUCACAAUUUACAUAUCGCAUAAUGUUUCUGCUCCCCAAAAACUUUACGGUCAAAAGUGUGCCACGGCAUUCGAUUUUCCGGCCCUCCUUUUCGCUGCAUGUGAAUAAUACGAGCAGCGUGACGAUGGCGAACGGAAGCCUAAAGAAUGUUGAAGUGAAUUCGCUGAAGAAGGAGCGGAUCAGAGACCCGUUGAUGAGACAGGCGAACAGUGUGGACAGCCCGUCGGAGAGUGGGUAAGCAAGAUUUCGGCCAAAUUUUGAAGGCGAUUUGAGUUGAAAUUUUCGAUUCUUCACAAAUAACAUGAAUAGUAAAAUGGGGGACCUGGUCCAGUGGCAAAAAACGUACCAUUGUGCAUCCAGGAAGCAUCAAAAAAUGUGAUAAAAUACCUCCUUCUACAGGUGAAAGAACACAGAUUUCAAAAGCCCACCCGCUCUUUUUGAGAGGAAAAAGGGCGCCCCUUCAAAACGAAGGUCUUUCACUUGAAGAGGGAAGCAUUUUGCGACAUUUUUGAUACUUCCCGUAUGCAACAUGGCACGUUUUUUUGCCACUGGAUCAGGUCCCCCACUGUACGUAUAAGCCGGUAAAUUUACAUUUCAGAUUUCAAUUUGACGAUCUCAACAAAAUCUACCGGCUAGUUCGGUAUUUGGCGGAAGAGAACCGAUCGUUAAAGCGGAAGAAUGAGCGGAAAAAAAUGCGAGAAGCGGUAGGAAUAACUUUUGCAUAAAGCAUGAAUGUCCCCUACUCUGACGAUUCUAAAAAAUUUCAGAUUGAAAAAGAAUGGAGUCGGGUGUUCAGCCGGCUGGAUUACAUGUUGCUUAUCGUUUUCCAAGCUCUGAACGGGAUGGCGCUUUUGUUUUUCCUUCAGUUUGCGUGGGCCCCGCCUCCGCCAAUCCGAGAGCCGUUGGUGUGA
This is a messenger RNA of Bursaphelenchus xylophilus (pine wood nematode), 4239 nucleotides long. The record is from the annotation of a GenBank genome assembly. NCBI's taxonomy places the organism in Eukaryota, Metazoa, Nematoda, Chromadorea, Rhabditida, Aphelenchoididae.